AGGAGGAAAACACACAUACUAAGGUGUCACGGCCUGCUUCUGUUUCUCCUUGUAAUUGCUACGAUGCUCCGUUUGUUUUUCUCCAAUAUUUCAGAUUGCUUGAAGGCUGAUAAAGGGGUGCCCGAGUAUGAACUCAUAUCAUGCUUUGCUUUGACAUCCUAAAGGCAGGGGUAUAUAUAGCCCUCUAUACACCAAGAGUCUCCGGUAUCUCUUAUAUGGGGAAAAAUGUGAGCAUGGAGUAUGUGUUGAAUGAGCAGACCAUCAAGCAACUGUUUAUCAUGUGUGAGUCGGCUGUGUGAUCAUGUGACCAUUCUAUUUUGCAUGUUUUGUUUUUGAGUUCUUAUCUUAAACAAAGAAAAGAACAGUAUCGUACUUGGUUGGAGAGAACUCACACUAAAAGGAUGUUGAGGAUCCUGAAUGAGUGAGUACUUGAGCAGCAAUUGCAUUUGCAAACAGGUUAGAGUAACUCACAGAUUCGCUAUACACCCCUACCUCCAUAAUAACCAUCAAUACAAGUAGUACAAGAACAUAAUGUGCAUGUUAGUAAUCCAAGUCUGUUGCAUCAUGAAAGAUGUGUGAAAUAGGUUGGGAAUAGACUCAUUGUAACUAAUUUUUCAGCUCCCUUUCAAGAACAGCAUUUCAUAGAAAAGAACACCAGAGAAAGUGGGUCACGAAUUGGAAAUUGUUAAGAUUAAAUCAGGGGUUAUCCAGUGGGGGUUCCAUGGGUGCCAUGGCACCCCCUCCAAAUAUGUAAAAAAACAUAAAGCCAAUUUUGGUUCUAUUUCUUAUAAUUUUAAUGAUAUUUGGACCAUAUUAUGAUAUUUUUAGUUUAUUUUUUAGAAACCUUUAAACAAUGUAUUGAACUUAUGUUAUUCAUACAUUAUACAUAUAUAUUGGGUGAAUUUCAGGAACUCUCAGAAGUUUCCUUCACCGGGCCGGGCAGCUAUUUGCUCCGCAGGUCAUGGUCAGCAACAUCUUCUGGUCUACAUCGACAACUUCCCAGUCGUUGCUUCUACGAGCUAUUUGGUUUAAACAAGUUUCUCCACUGAGACGAAGGCUCAGAGGCGCCAACGAGCGUUGCUCAUGGCACGCCGCCGGUAGACGCAAUAGGAAGAAGACUUCGGCAUCCCCAAGGACUUGGAUUUUAUUUUUUAUUUUUGCAAGGCUGUUUUUGUAAUAGUAUGUGCUACUCAAUAUAUGGGCUUUGGCCUUUUUGCAAAAAAGAACAUUCGUGAUUAGAGGAAUUAUUUUUUAUAGCAAAGUGAACUUUAUUAGGAAGCAAACACACUUAAUCAUUCGCCAAGAUUUUUUUUUUUUGAGAGAGAAUCAUUCACCAAGAUUGAGAUGAACGAAAACCAGUGAGUCACCAAGUACAAAUCUGUAACAAAUAAACAAAGUAAUCAAAGGUCAAAUUCCCCUAUCAUAUAUAAGAACAUAGCUAGUAGCCGCCAUCAAUAACAUUCUGGUAUUGUACGCACCUAAAGCAAAUUAUGAAUCAAUAAUACGUAAGGAAGUCACUAGUCAAAGGUCAGAUUCCCCCAACAUAUAUAAAAACAUAACUAGUACUCCUAUGUAUAGCCGCCAUCAAUCAAAUUAGGCUACUGUAUAUAAACAAAUCAAAGUCUCGAAAGAGCUUUGCUAACUACAAAUUGCUCUAAACUUCUGCGCCAUGCCGUCGCUGUACACAUGUCUCACAAAAUUAACACAAAGUGUUGUCUGUUCGCUAUGAUAUAUAGAAAUUGUUGUGUAUAUGACUGUACAAACCCUAUACGAAAAUGAUGCCAACAGAGAGAUUAAUUUUAUUCGUCGCUAUCUAGUCAACUAAAUAUUUGUGGUCACUCAAUUAUUGUGGAUCUGCCGUCUGCGGAGUUAUAGCUGACCUUGGUACUAUAAUUUUGUAACUGCAAUUCGAUACGUCUUGAUAAUCAUUUAUUUAAUUUGUUGAUGAAGUCUACUGGACGAAAUAUUUGUUUAUGACCUGCACGUAUAUAUUAAUCACCGUUCACAAGGGUUCAUAGAAAGAAAACUCAACUUAUUCAAGUAUCCAACUCACAUGGUUAGCUAGUACUACAUGAGGCCCUGUUUGGUUCACAAGUCCUAGGACUUUUUUUAGUCCCAACUUAUAAGUCCCAAGUCCCUAAAAAGUCCCUACCUGUUUGGUUUCUGGGACUUAAUAUGGACUAAAAGACCAUAUUACAACUAUAAGUCCCUAUAAGUCCCUCCUUGAGAGUCUUAUUUCAUAAGUCCCAAAUGCCCACUUUAAGUCCCUAUAAGUCCCUCAUGUUUGGUUUAGAUGGGACUUAUAGGGACUUUUUUAAGUCCCUAAAUCAAUAAGUCUCUGGAAACAAACACCCUCUCACUAAUCCAUGUAUUUAAUUAACCUCUCUGGUUGACCUUGUAACUACACGCGCAACCACCCGGCAGGGUGUCGUAUUCCCUAUAUAUGCACACAACAUCUUCUUCCUUCUCCGAAGAGUUAGUAGAACAAAGCAUUCAUCCAUCCAUCCAAACUAUCCCAUCUUCCCCAACAACUUGUACACUUCUCCAUGCCAUGCCUCCUCUCAUCUACACAUUACUCGGGCUUCUCCUUCUCUCGUACGCAGCUCCUCGAUGCUCCUCUGCAGGCGACACUCUCGCGGCAGGUCAAACUUUCGCGGCUGUUGGUGCCGGUGCCGGCAAGCUCGUCUCAAGAAAUGGCAAGUACGCGCUCGGCUUCUUCCAACCAGCUACAAUGAUUGCAAGCACCAUGAGUAGUAGUAAGUCCCACGACAACACCAGCUCUAGCUCUAGCUGGUACUUUGGCAUAUGGUUCAAUAAGAUUCCAGUUUUUACUACUGUGUGGGUUGCUAAUAGGGAGGAGCCCAUCGCUCAUCCCAAUAUCAACUCCACACAGCUCAGGAUCUCAAGUGACGGCAAUCUUGUCAUCAUCGUAGACCAUGUUGAUGCCGGCACUGAAUCCCUUGUCUGGUCCACUCACAUCGUCAAUAGGACACAAACCACCACCACCACGACAACCCUUGUUCUCCUAAACAGUGGAAACCUUGUCCUCCUACCCACAAACACUAGCCAAGAGAUGCCUUCGUGGCAGAGUUUCGACCACCCAACAGAUGUUGUGCUUCCUGGCGUCAAGCUUGGCUGGGACAAGGUCACCGGCUUGAUCAACACGAUCAUCUCAAAGAAGAGUCUCAUUAAUCCUGGUCUUGGCUCAUACAGUGUUGGACUAGAAGGUGCCACGGGGAUGGUCCUCAAGCGCCGCAACAACCCCUCUGUAGUGUAUUGGCAAUUUGUGUCCUCUACAACAUCAACAUUGGUACCAAUAAUCCAGUCACUGGUAGAUUUGGAUCCUCGGAUUAAAGGUCUGGUUAACCCAAUAUAUGUUGAUAACAACCGAGAGGAGUACUACAUGUACACUUCACCGGAUGAAUCACCGCCUUUAUUUGUCUCACUGGACACCUCGGGUCAAACAAAAAUGAUGUUUUGGUCUCAAGCCAGACAGACCUGGGAAACCAUAGGUGCCAACCCUGAUGGUCCCUGCAUGACGCCUGCUACAUGUGGACCUUUUGCGGUCUGCAACAACCAUGCACAUAUAUUAUGUGAGUGUAUGGAGGGCUUCUCUCAGAAGUCACCACAGGAUUGGGAGUUUAAUGAUAGAACAGGCGGAUGCAUCAGAAACACACCAUUACAGUACUGCGGCACUAGUGAGAAAAACAUGACAAGUUCAAAAGACAUGUUCCACCCGAUUGCUCAAGCUACAUUGCCCUACAAGCCCCAACUCAUAGCCCUUGCUUCAACUCAGACAAAAUGCGAAGAAGCUUGUCUUAGCUCUUGCUCUUGCACUGCUUACUCCUUUAACAAUGACAAAUGCUCCGUCUGGUAUGGGGAAUUACUUAGUGUAAGUAUGAAUGAUGGCAUUGAUUUUACAGCUGAAGAUGUUCUUUACAUUCGCCUUGCCGCCAAAGAUUUAAGUUUCAGAAAAAAUAAAAGAAAGCUGCAUGUCGGAGUUGUUAUUGCAGGAGCCAUUACUGGUCUUGGGUUACUAAUGAUCAUGGUGUUGUUAUUGAUUUGGAUGAAGAAACUCAAAUGGUGUGGUUUGCCUUUAUACGGCAAUCAAGAUAGUGGUGGAGGGAUUAUGGCCUUUAGAUUCACGGAUUUAGUCCGUGCUACUAAAAACUUCUCUGAAAAGCUAGGAGGAGGUGGUUUUGGUUCUGUAUACAAGGGAGUAUUAAAUGACUCAACUAGUAUAGCAGUGAAGAGGCUUGAUGGUGCAUCUCAAGGAGAGAAGCAAUUCAGGGCCGAGGUGAGCUCAGUUGGACUCAUCCAACAUAUCAACAUAGUCAAAUUGAUUGGUUUCUGCAGCGAAGGUGAUAAAAGGUUACUUGUAUAUGAACACAUGUCAAAUGGGUCUCUGGAUGACCAUCUGUUUAAGAAGAGCAAUGCUAAUGGUGAUAUCCUGAAUUGGAACACUAGAUUUCAAAUAACCCUUGGAAUUGCUAGAGGAUUGUCCUACUUGCAUCAGAGUUGUCGCCAAUGCAUCAUACACUGUGAUAUUAAGCCAGAAAAUAUACUUUUGGAUGCAUCAUUUGUUCCUAAAGUUGCUGACUUUGGGUUGGCGGCAUUAGUCGGACGGGAUUUUAGCCGAAUUCUAACCACGUUCAGAGGAACUGUUGGUUAUCUUGCUCCGGAGUGGCUUAGCGGGAAUGCUAUUACGCCAAAAGUUGAUGUUUAUAGCUUUGGCAUGGUACUUCUAGAAAUCAUAUCAGGGGCUAGGAAUUCAUCUGGAACAUACAACACUAGGAAUAACCACUCUGCUAAAUUUUUCCCAGUGCAAGCUAUCUACAAGCUUCAUGGGGGUGAUGUGCAGAGUUUGGUGGAUCCAAAUUUGCAUGGUGACUUCAAUUUAGAAGAGGUCGAAAGGGUUUGCAAGGUUGCAUGUUGGUGUAUCCAAGAUAAUGAAUUUGAUCGACCGACGAUGGGUGAAAUGGUUCGGGUUCUCGAGGGUCUACAGGAGAUUGGCAUGCCCCCGAUGCCGAGACAACUUGCGGCUAUGACGGAACAAUAUGGUGCAACCUCUUCAAUAUACAUAGUAAACAGUCACAGUCGAUGUGACUAAUUGUCGUUUCUGCAAAUUAUAAAGUGUUAUUGUGGAGUACAGGGAACAAAAGAAGGCAAAGCUUGGAGUUCCUAAUUCUUUCUUUAUUUAUUUCCAAUUUUAGUGUGCAAGCGCUUGUAGAAAAAGUAUUGCAUGUUGAAUUGAAUAUGUGUAUGCUUUCUUAACGGAUGAUUUUAUCCCUUAAAUCCUUGAUUUGAAAAUGUUGAUGUAUAUAUGUAUAUCACUACUAGUUCUUCAUCAAUAAUGGUGUUUAUGUUUUGUUGAUGGUGUGUAAUUGAUCGUCUCUCAGAGUUUGAGAGGAUGUCUAGUGUUGAGCUUUUGAGCCAAAUGUAAUCCUUCAGACUAAUUUUUUAUGAGGAAUUGAAGGAUCAAGAUGAUUGACUGCGGAGAGUAAGCAAUUGUAAAUUUACUUCUUCCUUUUGCACUUUAGGCAUUCCGGAUAAAUAAGUUCUCCUAAAUGAAACUAUGGUGGGUACAACCUAUAUGCAGAUAUGAAGGGAUCAAAGAAAAUACACAAGUGACAAACCUUGGAUAAGAAUUAACCGAGGCGUGCAGAGACAGAGAUGUAUCCACUUCCUUGGAGAGAAGCUAGUCACUGUGAGAGAGGUGUGGGCACCACCAGGGUUUACCAACACCACCAAGACUCAUCUUCUUCUCCUUGAGCCUCUCACACAAAGUAGGAGCUCAAUCGCUAGUUCAGACUAAACU
Messenger RNA from Aegilops tauschii subsp. strangulata, 5818 nucleotides. RefSeq names its product G-type lectin S-receptor-like serine/threonine-protein kinase At2g19130. Gene Ontology annotation, biological process: protein phosphorylation; recognition of pollen. The record is from RefSeq and is a predicted model, not a curated record. NCBI's taxonomy places the organism in Eukaryota, Viridiplantae, Streptophyta, Magnoliopsida, Poales, Poaceae. Gene Ontology annotation, molecular function: ATP binding; protein serine/threonine kinase activity.